Messenger RNA from Penicillium daleae, 942 nucleotides. Its product is annotated as fungal zn(2)-Cys(6) binuclear cluster domain-containing protein. Lineage: Eukaryota; Fungi; Ascomycota; Eurotiomycetes; Eurotiales; Aspergillaceae. The record is from RefSeq and is a predicted model, not a curated record. The transcript has a single exon. The coding region runs from base 1 to 942 and encodes 313 amino acids.
AUGUAUCAGGGUGGGCCGUUCCUGGGGGCCGACUUGGGCGACCUAGUAGGUCAAUUCUCCGGAGUUGGCGAGGGCGGACCUGUCGCUAGCUUCAACGGCUGGGAUGCAAACCUCCAGCCAUUUUCACCAACUUUAUUCAGCUCCUUGGUAGCACCAGUCGGGACUAACACGGGUCCGAUUUCCACUGCCCCGUCGACCACUGAUGGCGGCCAUGAUAGCGAAGAAAUCGAUGACAACAGAGACCCAACCGAUGCCUUAUCCUCACAGCUAACGUCCUUGGGUCAAAGGGCCAGGCGGGCUAUGCGCCGUCUUGUCCUCCCGGACCGUACUCCCCUGACCGUGUCGUCACCCGAGGUGAACGAGGCAUUGGAGGACACUAAUACCCUGAUACGCAUCAUGAAUAAGAUCACUGCACCGGAUCGUGACGACAUUACCAUCCACCCGACUACCACCAAUUAUUCGCUGGCAUUCUCAGCACUCGCCUGUCACCAACACCUCGUGGCCUUGUUUCGGGCCAUCUGCGACGCUAUCCAUCGGUGCUUACAGUCCCAAAAAGAGCCACGGCAACGACACAAUCGAAGCGGACAGACCAGCGACGUAGGGCCGUCUUCAGUGGCCCAAUUCGUCAUGGUGCUUCAGCUGCUUAUGCACCUUAUCAACCGCAUGGACCGGAGCCUGUUCCAAAGUACCUCGUCAAUGCGACAUGGCAGCAGGGUCUCGGUAUCCACUGGCAGUCACCUUGCCCCCGUCACGCCGAGCACGGCCAAUCAUGUUACUCCGGACCCCACAAGGAUCGAGGCGGCUGCAGGAAGCUCAGUACCACCAGGGGGCCUUCUUGUUCUUGUGCAGGACAUUGUGGAGACAAUCCCAAACGAGCACGAGAAGCUGAGACAAGUUAUUCAGAAGUUACAGACAGAGAUGGAACACUCGGAGCUUCACUGA